This is a messenger RNA of Adineta steineri, 2799 nucleotides long. The record is from the annotation of a GenBank genome assembly. NCBI's taxonomy places the organism in Eukaryota, Metazoa, Rotifera, Eurotatoria, Adinetida, Adinetidae.
AUGGUAAUAAUCAUCGUUUUUGCUCUUUUGGCUUUUCACAGUUUAACAGUAUUUGGAACAACACAACCACUAAUAAUUUUUUCCAAGUAUUCAAGUGAAUUAACAUUGAAUAGUGGAAUAUAUACUCGUAAUGGAAGUUCCGGAGUAAAUUAUUAUUAUGAAGCAACUGAAGUACAAGUAAAUACAACAGGAAAUUAUACAUUCACAAGUUCAAGUUCUAUUGAAGAUACAUAUGGUUAUCUUUAUCAACGAAAUUUUUAUCCAUCUGCUCCUUCAUACAAUAUUGUUUCAAAAGAUGAUAACACUGCUGGAAAUGGUCAGUUUCAAGUGACAGCUGCUCUUCGAAGUGAUACAAAAUACAUUUUAGUAUUUACAACAUUUCAUGAAAACAAUACCGGAUCAUUUUCAAUCCUUACAUCUGGACCAGAUAAUGUCUUUAAUCCAAUAGAAGUUUUAUCAACAACAACACCAAUGCCUAUAUGUGACACAUUCGAAUUCAAAGAACAGCCAAUGCUUAAUACAUCUGGUACAGCUCCUCAAUCAGCAAUAUCUGCUGAUUUCAAUAAUGAUGGCCAUUCGGAUCUAGCAGUCACUAAUUAUGAUACAAAUACUGUCUCAAUUUUCUUGGGUAUUGGUAAUGGAUCGUUUCAGUCACCUUCGAUGAAUUUUUCUACGAAAGGAAUCAAUCCAUAUUGGCUUGUCGCUAAUGAUUUCAAUAGUGAUGGAAAUCUCGACUUAGCCAUAACCAAUGAACAAUCAAAUACUGUCGCCAUUCUUCUUGGUCUGGGCACCGGCUCGUUUCAGCUGCCAGCUAUAACUUUAGCUAGUGGAGGAUCUUUACCGUCCUCGAUCAUCGCUACUGAUCUCAAUAACGAUAAUAAAAUCGAUUUGGUUGUAACAAAUACUGGCUCUGACAAUAUCACAACCUUCUUCGGUAUAGGCAACGGUACUUUUCAACUUCCUGGAAAAUCUUAUACAGCUGCUUCAUUGCCUUCGUCAAUAACGAGCGGCGAUUUCAACGGUGAUGGCAACAUCGAUCUAGCCGUAGUAAGUCGUGGCAGUAAUAAACUGCUCAUUUAUUUCGGCCUCGGAAACGGAACUCUUUGGUCCAACUUCACUAGUUAUACGACAGGGUUAUUUCCUUAUGUUGUUCGUUCAGCUGAUUUCAAUGGUGAUUCAAAACUAGAUCUAGUUGUUGGUAAUUUUUAUUCCAAUUCGAUAAGUAUUUUUCGAGGCACCGGUACAGGUACAUUUAUCAUGGCGUCUCCUUCGACAUACCCUACAACUGGCGCAGGCCCUAUCGAUAUUGCAAUUCAGGAUCUGAACGGAGAUGCAGUAGUAGAUUUGGCGGUAAGCAAUCAGAUUGGCAAUACUAUCACCGUAUACUUGAGCAAUGGAAACGGUACUUUUCAACAAGGAAAAAAUUAUUCAUCAACGGGAAAAAAAUUACAAUCGAUUAUCGCCCAAGAUUUUAACGACGAUGGAAUAAAUUUAUCAGCACAAGAACAGCUACUUAACUCAACAACAACAGUAACAUGUAAUUUUACUGCAUGUAAUUCUCAAGGAGUACCAUGUUCAUCGAAUCUUGACUGUGAUUGUUUUUCAAUAACAUCCAAUUCGAAUAUAGGAAUAUGUGCUUUAACUACUCUCUCCUGUGCAAGUUUUAUACGAUGUAAUACGGAUAAUGUAACUUGUUCAAUGAAGAGUACAAUCUGUGUGAACAGUACACGAUGUGGUCAACCAAUAUGCUAUCCAUUAGCUAUGGCAAUGAAACAAAUAUGUCCACCAAAGACUGUUACAAGAUGGUUCUAUACUGGUAAUAUGACUAAUGCGCGAUAUUUUCACAAAGCAUCUGUAUUAUUAGAUGGGAACGUAUUAGUUACUGGUGGAUACGGUAACAACGGUACUUUAACUAAUGCAGGGCUGUAUGAUCCAUCAACAGGCACUUGGACAACUAGUGGUAACAUGAGUACAACACGAGCGUAUCACACAGCAUCUGUAUUAUCAAAUGGGAAAGUAUUAGUUACUGGUGGGUUAGGCAAUGGUGAUCUUUUAAGUAGUGCUGAACUAUAUGAUCCUUCAACAGGUACAUGGGCAACUAGUGGUAAUAUGAUUAAUCUACGAUAUUAUCACACAGCAUCUGUAUUAUCAAAUGGAAAGGUAUUAGUUACUGGUGGUGCACCCAAUGUUGAUUUAAAUAGUGCUGAGCUCUAUGAUCCAUCAACAGGCACUUGGACAACUACUGGGAACAUGAUUAAUACACGAAAUAUUCAUACAGCAUGUGUAUUAUCAAAUGGAAAAGUAUUAGUUACUGGUGGAUGGAACGGUAAUAUUGGUUUUUUAAAUAGUGCUGAAUUGUAUGAUCCAUCAAUAGGUACUUGGACAACUACCGGGAACAUGACUAAUGCCCGAUAUUAUCACACAGCAUCUGUGUUAUCAAAUGAAAAAGUAUUAGUUACUGGUGGAUUCGAUGGUGUUAGUACUUUAAAUAGUGCUGAGCUGUAUGAUUCAUCAACAGGUACUUGGACAACUACAGGUAACAUGACUAUUGCACGAUCUGAUCACACAGCAUCUGUAUUAUCAAAUGGAAAAGUAUUAGUUACUGGUGGAUGGAAUGGUAGUGAUGUUUUAAAUAGUGCCGAACUGUAUGAUCCGUCAACAGGUACAUGGACAACUACUAGUAACAUGACUACUGCACGAUAUUCUCACACAGCAUCUGUCUUAUCAAAUGGAGAAGUAUUAGUUACUGGUGGUUCAAACAAUACUGUUAAUGUUUUAAAUAGUGCUGAAUUAUAUUAA